AUGGGUCAUACUAUAAUUGGUUCUAAUCAAGAUAAUUUAGCGGGAAUUGAUGAACAACAAGACACUAAUACCAGCAAUAGUAUAAUUGAUUCUAAUCAAGAUUACUUAGCAGGAGCUGAUGAACAACAAGGCACUAAUACCAGUAAUAAUAUAAUUGAUUCUAAUCAAGAUAACUUAGCAGGAGGUGAUGAACAACAAGACACUAAUACCAGUAAUAAUAUACUUGAUUCUAAUCAAGAUAGCUUAGCAGGAACUGAUGAACAACAAGACACUAAUACCAGUAAUAAUAUAAUUAAUUCUAAUCAGGAAAACUUAGCAGAAACUGAUAAACAACAAGACACUAAUACCAGUAAUCAUAUAAUUGAUUCUAAUCAAAAUAAUUUAGAAGGAACUGAUAAUUAUCAAGACAUUAAUACUAUAAACAAU
Molecule: messenger RNA, 426 nt
Organism: Racocetra fulgida
Lineage: Eukaryota; Fungi; Glomeromycota; Glomeromycetes; Diversisporales; Gigasporaceae
Source: the annotation of a GenBank genome assembly